AUGGAUUGGACUGAACAGAUUCCAGCAUUAUUCCUGCUCAUCCUUACGAUCAUAUUCAUUUUGAAAUGGGGCAGUUUCUGGAACAGGAGCUCCAAAAAUCUCCCACCAGGUCCUACACCUUUACCACUUGUUGGGAAUCUCCACAUGAUGGAUCUGAAGAGACCUUACAGAACAAUGUUAAAGGUAACGUUUUCUGUUCUUUUUGCAGCAAGGCAAAGAUUCUGUGGAUCUUUUUAGGCCAGGUAGAUGUCAGUGUUCCAUCUCAUAUAUGCAGAUAUGCCAAAAUGAUAAAACUCUGUCAAGUAUGGCUUAUUCCUUUUUCUCUUCCUUUUUGUGUGUGACUGCUGUUAUGGUUUAGGCUGAUAGCUGAUCUGUGCAGUGGAGGGACUGCGUCACUGGAGGAGGGGAAUAGGAAUGCCACAACCAGCCUUAUGUGCAAAAAUUAGCUGCAAAAUUAUUAAACUUUUCAAUGUGAAGUCAGCACUUCUAAAUACGCUCUUAGAAUCCAGUCAAGUUUUCACAAUCAUCUAACGUGAAACAAAACAAAGCAUUUAUAUUGCGGAAUGUGGGCUUUUAAGUGUGCCUAUGUAUGAAAUUUUUUAAUGUCUAAAAUUAUGUUCUUAUUGAGAAUGUUCGUCUCUUCGCAACACCCACAGUUCCCAGGAUUCUUUGCGCAGGUGAAAAAAUUUGCAUUAGAUUAAAUCUAGAUUAAGUCUAGAUUAAGUCGGCGUUUCCGUGUGCUGCGCUGUUGCUGGCUCGUCACAGCAGCUUCGUCACACUGGCCACGUGACCCAGAAGUGUCUUCGGACAGCGCUGGCUCCCGGCCUCUUAAGCAAGAUGAGCGCGCAACCCUAGAGUCGGACAUGACUGGCCCGUACGGGCAGGGGUACCUUUAGCUUUACCUUAGAUAAAGUCUCCAGUGUAAUUUUAGCUAAAGGCAAUAUUGGAAAGCACUGGCACUCCCCGGGGGAAACAGAGGAGCCUACAAUUCUAUGAUUCUAACUUUCCAUUUGUUAAGGAAGGAAAAUUCACAUCAGUUUUCAGCUUUAAUUGCUUUCGGUUUCCGCCAAAUAAAAUAAAGGACCUGCAGAAUUUGCCAUCCAACUGCACUUUCUUCUUAAUAAUUUGAGGUUGCUCCUCGUCCUAAAGGCACCCACGUGUUGGGCAGUGCUUAGACAUUUAAAGUUGACAAAUUAUACCAUACAACCAUGUAAAUGAAAUCAGUUUUCAUUUCAGAUCUGUGACAAUAUGUAUGUAUGUAUGUUUAGGGGAUUUAUUUGAUGUUUCUCUCUUUUGGUCAUUGAACUCCAGUUGUCAAAAGAACAUGGCCCCAUCUUCCGCACCCAAAUGGGAUUCCAGAAAAUGGUGGUGCUGACAGGGUAUGAGACAGUCAAGGAGGCUCUGGUGAAUCAGGCAGAUGCAUUUGCAGAGAGACCCGCCAUCCCAAUUUUUGAGGAGUAUACAAGGGGCUUUGGUGAGGCCUUUCCUUCUGUAUAA
Messenger RNA from Podarcis lilfordi (Lilford's wall lizard), 1497 nucleotides. Lineage: Eukaryota; Metazoa; Chordata; Lepidosauria; Squamata; Lacertidae. The record is from the annotation of a GenBank genome assembly.